AUGGUACAUCCAGGUAGGCUUCUGGUACUGGCGCCACGGAAGACCGUCUUCUGCCUCGAGCACUUCCUCCAAGCAUCAGGACAGAUACAGGCCAGUCUCAUCAAGUACCGAGCAAGCGCCCUUACAGAAGUUAGCGAAGCGCCAAGACGUAACCUCAAGCGAUGCCACGCCAGCUCCGGACGUGUCAGCAAGCGAGGCCCUCCAGCACCGCCGAGGAGGGUCCAGCCACGACGAGCUGUGAGAGGUAGAGCCCCUGCCCCUGAGACGCAGGAACCGACAUGCUGCCCCACUGCAGUCCACGACCGCGUCGAUGCUGCCUCGAUGCAAUCUCGCGAGGAGACGGGCUGGAAGGUUCGCGGGCUUCGUCAGAACGGCGUCCCCACGAUUACGAGCUGCGUAUUACCGAAGGUCAUCGUCCAGGAGCUGAGAACAGCAUUAGGACACCUUCGCGGGAGGAAGAGGAGCUGCGGCAACGUCGGAGCAUGCACUUUCGGCGCGGGAGCAUGGAUAUGUGUCUUUUGUGAUGCUCAGCAACAGGCAUGGCGGGCGUCACAGGAGAUGGAGGUCACGUCAACGAAGCUCCUCUGCCCGGAGCCAGCUCCCGUGGCAGACAUGGGUUGUCAGGAGAUGGCGAAGCAGUCUGCCGGGGUGGUUCGGCCUGUGAGACCACGGCAAGGCAAAAUAGACGAGCAACGCGUGGUGGCGAUCGGUCCACUGCGCUUCGUAGUGGACAUUUGCGACGGGGAAGCCAAGAUGAUGUUCGUGCCGACGGACAGUUAUUGA
Molecule: messenger RNA, 783 nt
Organism: Verticillium alfalfae VaMs.102
Lineage: Eukaryota; Fungi; Ascomycota; Sordariomycetes; Glomerellales; Plectosphaerellaceae
Exons: 1
Coding region: 1-783 (260 amino acids)
Source: RefSeq, a predicted model, not a curated record